This is a messenger RNA of Rasamsonia emersonii CBS 393.64, 765 nucleotides long. RefSeq lists its product as uncharacterized. NCBI's taxonomy places the organism in Eukaryota, Fungi, Ascomycota, Eurotiomycetes, Eurotiales, Trichocomaceae. The record is from RefSeq and is a predicted model, not a curated record. The transcript has 3 exons. Bases 1 to 765 code for a protein of 254 amino acids.
AUGGCUGGCGAGACGUCCAAAUCGUUGCAAGACCUCUGCGCCCAGGUCAAGGCUCUCCUCCCGGAGCAGUUCCGGCAGGAUGCGUGGUAUCUCAUUGUUGCCUCUGUCCUCGUCGCAUCCGGAAAGCCCCUCGAACUAGGUCCUCUGUACACAUAUCUCGUCGAGAGUGCGGGCGCAGACGACGCGGAAGAGAAGAGCCUCAAGACGCGCCUCAGCGAUGCCCUGAUGAAGGAAUGGACGCUGGUGGGCAUUCCGUUGGUCAUCACCGCUGUGGCAGCAUUGGGGAAAGCAGAGAAGGAGAGGAACGAGAAGAGAGGAGUGAAAGUUGAGCCUCUUACGACGGAUGAGAGGGGGUUGUUGGCUUUUCCUGAGAAGCGACAAAACCUCGACAUCAACACUGCCAUCCCAGACCGCGGCACCAAGUUCCUCCAACAGCUCUACCGCGAGAACCUCGAGCCCAUCUUCUCCACCUGGGGCUCGUACGGGCCGGACUUCAUGUGGAUGGAACGCGCCGUCAUCUACGGGCUGUUCCUGUCUGACCACGAGGUCCUGUCGGCCGUCGAGGCCGAGCUGGUCAUCCUGGCGAGCAUCAUGAGCCAGGGCCUAAGCGGGCCGACCAUCUGGCACCUGCGGGGAUUGCGACGGCUGGGCGUCAGCGAAGACGACGUCGAGAGCGUGCAGAAGGCUAUCGAAGCGGUGGCUACCUGGGCGGGGAAGUCGGUCGAGGGGUGGCCCAGAGUGACGGACGUGCCGGACGUGAUUUAA